Molecule: messenger RNA, 1231 nt
Organism: Arvicola amphibius (Eurasian water vole)
Lineage: Eukaryota; Metazoa; Chordata; Mammalia; Rodentia; Cricetidae
Gene: Mtch2
Product: mitochondrial carrier 2
Exons: 14
Coding region: 237-1109 (290 amino acids)
Biological process (GO): positive regulation of apoptotic process
Cellular component (GO): mitochondrion; membrane
Source: RefSeq, a predicted model, not a curated record
GACUCGGUCUGUCCGUCCGUCCGUCCGCGGGUGCCAUCAUGGCGGACGCGGCCAGUCAGGUGCUCCUGGGCUCCGGUCUCACCAUCCUGUCCCAGCCGCUCAUGUACGUGAAAGUGCUCAUCCAGAGAUUUUAACACCAGAUACCCGGAUAUACACAAGGAUCUCAUUGAGAAGUAAUAAUGAAGUCAGAUUUCCUAAGGAUCCAUUGAGCGCUUUCACAGCCGCCCGUGUGGUUCAUGACAAUGAAAAUCACGUUGGUCAGAGCUGGAAAUCAGUUCUGUUUAGUGGGAUAUGAGCCUCUUCCUCCAACAAUAGGACGAAAUAUUUUUGGGCGACAAGUAUGUCAGCUUCCUGGCCUCUUUUGUUAUGCUCAGCACAUUGCAAGCAUCGAUGGGAGGCGUGGGUUGUUCACAGGCUUAACUCCAAGACUGUGUUCGGGAGUCCUUGGAACUGUGGUCCAUGGUAAAGUCUUACAGCAUUACCAGGAGUGCGAGAAACCCGAGGUGUUAGUACCUGGAAAUGUACAAAAGGAAGGCUCGUCCUCCUUUGACCAAGUUAUCAAAGAGACAACUCGAGAGAUGUUUGCUCGUUCUGCUGCUACCCUCAUUACACAUCCCUUCCACGUGAUCACUCUGAGAUCUAUGGUACAGUUCAUUGGCAGAGAGUCCAAGUACUGCGGGCUGUGUGACUCCAUAUUAACCAUCUACCGGGAAGAAGGCAUCGUAGGAUUUUUUGCGGGUCUAAUUCCUCGCCUCAUAGGUGACAUCAUUUCCUUGUGGCUCUGUAACUCCCUGGCUUAUCUCAUCAAUACCUAUGCACUGGACAGUGGGGUCUCUACCAUGAAUGAAAUGAAAAGUUAUUCCCAAGCUGUCACAGGAUUCUUUGCCAGUAUGUUGACAUACCCCUUUGUGCUUGUAUCUAAUCUUAUGGCUGUCAACAACUGUGGGCUUGCUGGUGGAUCUCCUCCUUACUCCCCAAUAUAUACUUCUUGGAUAGAUUGCUGGUGCAUGCUACAAAAAGCGGGAAAUAUGAGCCGAGGAAACAGUUUGUUUUUCCGGAAGGUCCCCUUUGGGAAGACUUACUGUUGUGACCUGAGGAUGUUAAUUUGAAGAUGUGGAGCAGGGACAGUGACAUUUCUAUAGUCCCAAUGCACAGAAUUAUGGGAGAGAAUGUUGAUUUCUAUACAAUGUGGCGCGCUUUUUUAAUAAUCAUUUAAUCUUGGGAAAAUGGA